This is a messenger RNA of Thlaspi arvense, 966 nucleotides long. NCBI's taxonomy places the organism in Eukaryota, Viridiplantae, Streptophyta, Magnoliopsida, Brassicales, Brassicaceae. The record is from the annotation of a GenBank genome assembly.
AUGGUUUGUGAGGAAAUAAUAAGGACUUAUACACUGGAGGAGCUUAGGGUGGCGACCAGGGACUUUAGGGUACCCAUAGGCGUCGGAGCCACGUCCUACGUGUACCUGGCAGAGCUCGGGGAUGGGCGGCUCGGGGCGGUGAAGCGGGUGGUGGCGGAGAGAGGUGGAAGCAAGAAGGUUUUCCUGGACGAGGUCUCUGUUCUUCUCAGGAUAUCUCACCCUAAUUUGGCGGGGUUGAUGGGGUUCUGCAUGGAGAAAGGAGAACAACUUCUACUGUUGGAGUACGUACCCAACAAGACACUAUUCGACCGCCUUCACACCUACCAGGGCCAGUCCCAGGGAGUCCUCCCGUGGCGGAGCCGCCUCAGUAUCGCUGCCGAUAUCGCCCGUGCCCUCGACUACCUCCACACCGCGGCGGACCCACCAGUGAUCCACCGCGACGUCAAGUCCUCCAACAUCCUCCUCGUUGACGACGCCCAUGCCAAGCUCGCCGACUUCGGCCUCUGCAAGCUCGGCCACGAUGGAGAUGCAGCCCGGACUCCCACCGUCAUCAAGGGCUCACUUGGCUACGUUGAUGCUGCCUACCUCAGCACGGGUUGCGUGUCCCGGAAGAGUGACGUAUACAGCUUUGGGGUGCUGCUGCUGGAGCUGGUGACGGGGCUAAAGGCCAUGCAGGUUGGGGAGAAUCGAUGCAUUAUAAUGAAAAUUGUCACCAUAAAUACAGGUUCGGAUGUACUGCCAGAAUGGACAGCGGAGAGCCGCCAGAGUGAGGACCCCGAAGUCCUGAUGGUGAUGGUGGACCCAAGGCUUGGGGGCAACGUGGACGUGGAGCAGCUGAGGGUGGUGGUGGAUGUGGCCAAUUCAGCUCUGCUCGACAACUGUGAGGCCAGGCCAGACAUGAGCCAGAUUUUGGGGAGGAUUUUGGGUUGCAUGGAGGUUGUGGGGCAGGCUGAGCUACCCGUAUAA